Molecule: messenger RNA, 999 nt
Organism: Trichoderma atroviride IMI 206040
Lineage: Eukaryota; Fungi; Ascomycota; Sordariomycetes; Hypocreales; Hypocreaceae
Source: RefSeq, a predicted model, not a curated record
AUGGAAGACGCUUCCUGCAGCGGCUCUACGCCCUUCAAGCGCCUCGUCGACCACCAGUCUCGCGACCUCAGCCACCAUCAAGACAGACAUGUGAGCCGAGGGGCGUUUGGCCAGAACGCUUUCCGCUCUUCACCGCUGCAUCCCGCCCAAGGCCAGCAAAAUGACUUUGGCGCCUUCAUGGGCGGCGCCUCUGCCCUGCCCGGCUUCGAGAGCGAUCCCGCCACCAGACUGACGCCGUCGCUGCCCUUUGCACAAGUCGCACCAGCACACGUAGCAGCUCCUCCCAGCUUCUCGAGCCCCAUGCACCAGAUGGCAGCGCCCAUGGCGGGCGGGAGCAGCUGGGCCACCGACUUCAACCGCUUCACGCAGCAGCGGUCGCCUGCUCCAACGACUCUGGCCGCAUCCCGCCAAAUGAACCACUCUCCGGCUCAGACCGCCUUCCAGCCUUCCUUUGCACAGCCAAACUUUGCGUCCGCGUUCGCGCCGUCCAUGUUCAGCCCUCCAGCUGCCGCCGUGGCGAAGCCAGAAUUUGACCAGGAAAUGUCCCGCUGGAUGUCCGCCCACGGAGGCGGCAACAUGAAGGAGGUGGACGCUGCCAUGGAGCAAAUGGCCCUCGAGCUGGAGGAGACCGAAGCAAUAGUUGCAGCAGUCAAGGCCUCUCGGCUAACGGAUCUCGACACCCCCGAAAUCGGCAACCUGGCGCUCAACGACGACGCGAGAGUGCUAGAAGCCCAGCCAGAGCCCAUCCUAGAGCAAAUACAAGAGCCGGAGCCGGAAAGAGAACAGGUAGAUGUCCAGCACCCCAAGUCUGCCGUCGCCGAAGCCGCCGAGAAGUUACUCGACUGCGUCAAACACGAGAGCGGCGAGAAGUGGCAAAACUCAAUCUUCCUGUCGCUGAUGCGAGAUUUCCGCGACGGGAGAAAGGACAUUGUCGGUGAUGAGAUUCGCUCGACGACGGGGGAGACGGCUGCUCCCGCUGCUCAGCCCGUGGCUACUUGA